GUAUUUCCGUUGUCGUUGUUCUGACUUUUCUGAGGGAGUCCGCAGUCAGCUCGUGCGGUCUGACUGUCGGUGUCAGUUCGACACUCUGCAUCGCGCAGGAACGCUUUGUUCGCAGUCAGUCAUCGGAGUUUAUCACCGCCUCAUUGCCAUUACACGUUUUACACGCAAAUUACGCCGUCAGUCGAGUCCUGCGUGACCGUGCGGCCUUCAAAGCUUCAUAGAAAUUUAUAUCAGAGAAGUAUUGGUGAGGAGAGGUCGUCAGUGAGUGGACAAUGCCUCUGGUGAAGCGACAAAUCGAGCCCGUUCACAUCGGGCGGAAGAAAAUGGACGCGAGAGUUCGGACCAAUGAGCUGGAGGCUGUGGCGGUCAACCUGAUGGGCGGAUUUAUGCGCCAGUUGAGCGACCUGGCGCGCCAAUCCGACGACCUAUUCAACGAGCUGCUGUGGGAGAGCGAGUCGAUUACGAGUCGAGCGAACAGCUUGACUCUCCGGCUGAAAGAUUUGAGAGAGAGACUCAUCGAGAUUGAGUGCGACGAGGAGGACGAUGAUUACGAAGACAUGUUUGCCAGCGAUCACUUCAAAAGCAGACAGAAACCCAUUCAGCAGCUUUUCACAGCAGACUCUCGACCUCUAGUUGUCCAGGAAUCGUAUCUUGAAUCAGACCCUCCUCCGUCGCUUUGGAAAUUCAACGAGUUUCAUCCACCGAAAACAAACUGUAUGGACCGUUAUUCAUAUCCUCGAUAUUUCUUCGAGUUAUGGGCGCAGGGCGAGCUACAGAAGCAAACAGCAAGGAAGAAUGCGAGACGAAAGACGAACUCAAGAAAUAAAACGUUUUCUGAGUUUUCCCGGACGUGGACUAAAACGGAUGUACAACGUGUGAAAGUUAAGACAUACGACAGAUUAGGUCAAGAGUUUGCAAGCGAUUCGAGAUUCGGUUCAAGUAACGAUCUGAUCCGCAGCCAUCUGACUAUAGCCAGCGGUGACUCGGGCUUCCAGACGGGCAGCGAGUCGGAUCUACGGAGCAUCGGAAUGUCUCAACAAGACAACACAUUGAGAUAUCGCACGAUGAGUGUAACGGGCAUUGGCUCAGCGGAUCUUUUUGGAAAGAAAGACAAACGGUCAGGAACUUUGUCUCGAUUGUUUAGCCGUAAGAAGAGCGCCAAGUCAAUGGCGGCGAAAGAACGAGCCGCUCUACGAGACCUUUUUGAUCUUGAGUCACAGCAGGCUGGUAGUCAAGAGUCACUCCAACAGGCGACAGCUUCAGACGAACGACGAUUGUCGACGACUGCGUCUGAGCAGGUCGCCUUUUAUACCAACAUCAAUGAAGUAAGGCCACGUAGUGUUUCUGAUGCUACAGCAUUGCAGCACCCGUUGCCAUACGAACACACGAAACGAAUGCGGAUGAGUCAGACGAAUCACCUGUCUACCCAGCAACGAAACAUUGUUCAUCAUCGACAGCAGUCGUCACCAUCGGUUGCUCAAACGGCAUCAUAUGCUCGGUCGGUGAAGAAGAAUGGGAUAUCUACGAUGGCGACGCACGGUUCACGUGCAGGCAUACAACGAGAAGCGAGUCCUAUUUAUGAGGUUCCGCCUACAAAUGAUAAGUUGGACGUGAUCAGAGAGAACAUGAUGAAUGGUGACGAUUUCGGUCAACUCAAUAUGUCGCUUAGUAGUCAAGUAGAGCAGCUGCUCAGGUCUCGGAGUGACAAACCAAACAGUAACCAGUUGUCCAUCCAGAACAGCAUCGAUCGAAGGUCAGACGUCUCGAGUAGCACGUCCGGCAUUGAGAGCGAUAUUCAGUCGUCUGCAUCUUCGACGUCAUCGGGAACACUACAGAAACAACUGAGUGAACACCCGCUGUUGAGGAAGACGUUGAGCCAAAUGGAUACUCGCAGUCAGUCGAGUAGUGUGCAUUCGAGUCCUCUCGUUCCUCGGUGUCACUCGAUGAAAGAGAUGCCACGAGAGCCGCUAUACGAUGCAGUAGCAUCGGACGACGUGGUUGCAAAGCAUGACAACACAUCCGGCUAUUCAGAGCCUCAGCUACCAAGCCCAGCCACUCUACAUACAGCAGUGAACAAACCAAAAAAGAAACCGUCCCAGUCUCGAGAGAGGAAGUCGUCAGACAGGGCAUCUUCAGAUAGGAAGUUGUCAGACAGGGCAUCUUCAGAUAGGAAGUCGUCAGGCAGUAUUCAUCUUCCUCACCAGAAGUCAAUUGACAGUGCAGCAGGCGAAGUAAUCGCCGUGCACGUUGAGAACAACGACGUCUAUUAUGCCAGACAUGAUAGGAAAAAAUCCUUGACCCAUAGUGAGUCGACCGAGAUCGACCCCACUCACUCUCCUAGUUCUUUAUUCAUUUCUCAACCGUCGACCGUUGUGGCUGUUCAAGUGCCGGUUACAAGCUUUAGUUCCAGCGCGACAAGAAAGUCGACGUCCGACGAAAGACGGGAUUCUCUUCGUCCACCAGGCGUGCGUGCAAACUUUGACUUAUUGGCCGCAAUUCGUAAGGGAAAGCAGCUGCGUAAUGUGGACAGAGAGCAGCACCAGAGAGAAGUAGCGGCGAAACGCUCAGUCGGACCAAUGGGUUUCACCGCACUCGACGUGGCAUCUAUUUUAGCAAGACGAGUAGCAAUAGAGGAUGAAGAGGACAGACGUUCGAAUACAUCGGCGUCGACCGGAGAUAACCUGGACAGCGACGGUGAUUGGGAUUAAUCAUAAUCGAGGCUUGACGGAUUUUCAGUCGAAUAACUAUGAAGAGGACGAGUAGCUAUUACUAAUGUGGAGACUAUUUCCGUAGUGAAGCCCGGAUGAAGGCGUUUUAGUCCUAUUUUGUAGUUGUGUGGACAUGGACCGAUCACGUGAUGAAAUGCAAACAGAUUAUUGUAUACUGCACAGUAGUUUUGCAAAACUGUGUGAAGAUAUAUGCACAAUAAUUGCUAUUAUUGAUGACGAUAUUUGAAA
This is a messenger RNA of Corticium candelabrum, 2957 nucleotides long. Its product is annotated as actin-binding protein WASF3-like. Gene Ontology annotation, biological process: actin cytoskeleton organization. The record is from RefSeq and is a predicted model, not a curated record. The transcript has 3 exons. Gene Ontology annotation, cellular component: cytoskeleton. The coding region runs from base 273 to 2708 and encodes 811 amino acids. Lineage: Eukaryota; Metazoa; Porifera; Homoscleromorpha; Homosclerophorida; Plakinidae. Gene Ontology annotation, molecular function: actin binding.